Molecule: messenger RNA, 998 nt
Organism: Drosophila innubila
Lineage: Eukaryota; Metazoa; Arthropoda; Insecta; Diptera; Drosophilidae
Gene: spag4
Product: SUN domain-containing protein 1
Exons: 4
Coding region: 9-935 (308 amino acids)
Biological process (GO): nuclear envelope organization
Cellular component (GO): nuclear envelope; meiotic nuclear membrane microtubule tethering complex
Molecular function (GO): protein-membrane adaptor activity
Source: RefSeq, a predicted model, not a curated record
ACUUAGAAAUGGACAUUGCAAGACAGCGAUGCAGAAGACGUAUCUGUUUCACGUAUAUUGUGACAUUUGUGCUAUUAUUUUUAUUUUUCUCUUUUCUUAUGUUUAGCAAUAAGAACAGCGUUACUUCACUCUCGAGGCUAAAAGAAGAUGUUGCCUGCUUAUCGAAAGUUCUAAUGAAUCAACAAAAGGAAUACACCAAGACCGGUGGCUCGUCUAAAAGAGAUUUCGAUUGCAUCACAAGUGAUAACGGAAGAUCCUUAGGAGAUUCUUCAUUUAUAGGUUGCGAUUGGCCAAAAAUGCAGGCUUAUGUGGACUCGAUUGUAAAAUCCAAGCUUAAGACCCUUCUGGAUGAUAUUUAUAGUCUAAAACAACAAAUUAUGGGCUCUGGGUGUAGUUCUCAGUCAAGUUCAUAUAGUAAUCAAGUGGCCAUAAAAAAUACUCGAGUCAACUACGCUGCGGACGAACUGGGGGCAAGAAUUAUUCAUGUAUUGGCGAAACCCAUAGGAGGCUCCAACAUUUUAAAGACUGUUUUGGGCCUAGAUUUUAAUGCGAAUCCUCCGAUAAAUUUAUUACGUUCGGUCGUAACGCCGGGAUCGUGUUUCGGUUUUCAAGGUUCUAGCGCGACGGUUUCUAUUCGAUUGGCCAAAACUAUAAUUGUAGAAGAAAUAGCUCUAACCCAUGUACCCAAGGAGAUGACACCCAUGGUAAGCGUCGAUAAUGCACCGAAGGACUUUGAAGUUUACGGAUUGCAAUCCAACGGUAAAAAGGAACUAUUGGGUCAGUGGACAUAUGAAAACGCGCCCAAGAAACGUACACAAACUUAUAAAGUUAAUAACAAUAAUGCCAUACAAAAUUUGGUUAUUAUAUUCAGUUCAAAUCAUGGCGCCAAUUCAACUUGCAUCUAUGGCGUGGAAGUGUUUGGGAAACUUAUUUAAAGAAGGCCUCAAUAUAAAUAUUCACUUCACUUUUUGUUUACAUUGUUUUUUUUUAUACGCAUA